Neodiprion fabricii is the source of this 2848-nucleotide messenger RNA. RefSeq lists its product as uncharacterized. The record is from RefSeq and is a predicted model, not a curated record. The transcript has 4 exons. Bases 118 to 1173 code for a protein of 351 amino acids. NCBI's taxonomy places the organism in Eukaryota, Metazoa, Arthropoda, Insecta, Hymenoptera, Diprionidae.
GGCGCAGUUACUCAUUGCAAGCCCACGCAACUCUAAACUGUUUCCGCGUAUUCCCACUGAAAUGUAAUAAUACUUUGAAGUGGGUAUUAUUCCGCGUUUAGUUGUGACGUUUUAGUCAUGCGUUUAGUCUUUGACAGUUCGUUAAAAAUGCGUAAGCUGUGUAUCAUAGUAAUAAUUUGUGUGCUGUUAAUGCUUAUCGCGACAGAUACUUCCGCGUACAUUACGGGCUACUCGAUGGAAAGUAAAGAUAUUUGCCAUCCUCUAGGCAAUAAAAAAACCAAUGAAUUACCCAACAUUGAUGAUUCGGCUGUGAUUAUUAAGCCUGACCACAUGUUCGAUCGAUGGACUGCGAUCACUGCCGAUCAAACAUGCAAAUUUGUUUUCAAAACUGCAAACCGUCAUAUAGGCUUGUUCGCCGUUAUACAGAAAAUGUCAUUUCGAACUAACGGAACCAACCCAAAUAAUGGAACCAAGAAUUGCAUAGAUUAUAUUCAGUUCAAGGAAGAUAGCGGAAAAAGCCAUAAGUUCUGCGGCACAUUCAAUCAGAGAGACAAAAGCUCUCAGGAAAGCACGGAAACACCAAAUUCCAUACAAUUUGGAAAAUUGGAAUUUAAAAGUCCCAAGGGAAAAUUGGAGACUCAUAUAUCAAUCUCCAAACAAAGAUUACUGCCUGGCGAAUAUCUGGAUAUUAGCAUUGUCUACACGCCUUACAAAGAAUGCGACAAAGUGAACGAUCCAAGUAAAUACCCACCAAAUACUAACAAUACGUGUAUAUGGGCAGGUUAUUACUGUGAUGGUUAUAAAAAUUGUGCCUUUGACAAUUGCCUGGAUGAGGCUGGUUGUGAAAUACCUGUCGAAGGCACCUCUGGUACAAAGGUGACCAUGGGUGCCGUGGGUACGCUCAUAUUUGCCUUCUUAUUGUUUCUCACGUGUUUGUGGGUUUGUCGCAGGCAUAAAAAAUUAUGUUGGUCUCCUGACUGUGCUGGACCGAACGUUGACAGUGCAAAUUCUCAACCCUUAGAUUUGGGAAUACGAGAUGUUAAUAGUCAGUCGAACGUUCCCAGUGCGCCAAUAUUACAUGAGCCAACGACACGGCCUGUUCAGGACAAAGAUCUACCUCCGAGUUACGAUUCACUCUUUCCAGAUCCAACCGUAGCUGGAACUACUACGUAAUUUUUUUUAUCUGAGUCAGGAAGUAAAACUUUCAUUUGCAUUACAGUCAUUAGUUCAAAUCGUCAGAGUAACUGAUUGUUGGACAAAUAUGAAAAUGAAAAUGAAAUCUCAGUCGGAAUUUCGUGCCAAAAAAUAAAAAAAAAACGACAUUUCGAUUUUUGAGAAGCGCUGAACAAUUUUUAAAGCCUUCUUCAAUUUAUUUGCGCAGGAUACGUUUUUUAAUGCAAUGUUUUCUACAACGAUAACGUUUUCGUAGAAGACACAUGUACAAUCGUUUUGCUUUUUUUUUUUUUUCAAUUAUUGGUAAAACAAUACCGUAACUUUAAUUGCGUUCAUUCGUUAUAGAAAAUCAUGUUUUUUUUUUCUCUUGAAUGCUAGAUAAAUCUGCCACACGGGUACUGGCAAUAGAUAUUUGACGUGUGAUAGAAUAUUGGCAAGGAAAGUGAGACUAAAAUAUAAUAUUUGCACUCGCAUGUUGUAUUUCGUGUGAUAAUUGGUUGGCUUUACAAAUAAUAAGUAAAUUCAAAGUAUGAUUUCGAUAAGAAAAUUAAGAUCUUCUAAAUCAUGCAUAUUUAGUCUAAACUAAAGUCUUUUCCUGCAUUCAUAAAAUGAGAAAAUUGUAAAUACAGCAACUAUCAGCCAAUCUCUAUUUAACAAUACAAAUAGCUGCGUACAUACUGAAGUACAGAAUCUCCAAUGUGAUAGUUUUUAAUUAUUUUUAUACUAUGAAUAUAAAAUAAUAUAAAAUAAUAUUUGAUCAAAUUUACCACCAUAUAAUACGAAGCGCAUACCGACCGCUGCUGCGAUAGUUGGAAUAUUUUGCAACGUCCGAGUAUACUGUUUAUCACAAAAUAAGUUUCCUACGGUCGUUUGUAAAGCUGUAUAUCAAUUUUUAUUUUUAUCCAUGUAUUUAACCCUGACAUUUCGAUGCUAUUGAUAUAUAUAACGGUACUUAUAUUUUUUUUUCUUUUGUUAUGUAUAUAUUGGCAGUUUACAAAAUAUGCAUUAGGAACACACUGGCCAUAAUUUUUUUUUUCCCAUUUUGUAUACAAAUUAAUUACCAUUAAAUAAGUUUUUUUGCACAAGAAUAAACGGAAUGACGGUUUUUAUUAUUAUUUUUUUUUCUUCAAAAGCUAAUGUGUUUUUCAAAAAAUUAUUAUGAUUUAACAAUUUGAUAUGAAAUAAUUCGGAGGCUUACAACCUUUCUCGGCAAAAGUUAGGUUUGGUUACAUGUAAUAAACUUAUAUGUUGAGAAAUUAUUUGAUAUUUUGUAGCAGUGAGAAAUAUUUUUUGAAAAACGAUGAAAAAUACAAUUUUUUUUUUUGUAUAAAGUGCCAUGACUUUUUAUGCGGUCGUUAACGAAUUUAUUAGUUAAUCUUAAGCCUAUGUCAAGUUAGAGGAGUCUGAUUAACGAUGGACCAAGAUAAAAGUUUGAAAAUAUAUUUUAUCGAGAAUACCCAUUCUUUUAAAAUAACUGUGAUAUACAUAGGGAUAUACAAGUUCAAGAAAAAUUCUGAUACAAUACGAAUCUCAAUACUAGUGCAUGUUUCAAGGACGGGUAAUGAAUUAGUAUAAAAACCAAAAACAUCUCCGGUUAUUUUAUAGCCAACACAAUAUUUAAACACAUAGCAAUUUCUACUUAUUUUUAUAGAAUAAUAAUUAUAUAAUAUCGACA